Tupaia belangeri chinensis (Chinese tree shrew) is the source of this 2638-nucleotide messenger RNA. RefSeq names its product rhomboid like 1 (gene RHBDL1). Lineage: Eukaryota; Metazoa; Chordata; Mammalia; Scandentia; Tupaiidae. Gene Ontology annotation, molecular function: serine-type endopeptidase activity. The annotation marks the transcript as partial. Gene Ontology annotation, cellular component: membrane. The transcript has 8 exons. The record is from RefSeq and is a predicted model, not a curated record.
AUCGGGGAAGCCAGCAUCGCGGCGGAGGCUGCCCGGCUGGGCUUGAGGGGCCGCCCAAGCUCCGAACGCCCCUGCAGAGCUGACCUCCGGUUCAGUUCUCUGCGCUGGGCCCUCAGAGAGCUGGACCCUGGGAACACAGGCUUCGUUGGGGCAGACACCUUCACCGGCUUGGUGCACAGCCAUGAGCUGCCUCUGGACCCGGCCAAGCUGGACAUGCUGGUGGCCCUGGCCCAGAGCAACGAGCGGGGUCAGGUCUGCUACCAGGAGCUGGUGGGCCUGAUCAGCAGCCAGCGCUCUAGCAGCUUCAAGCGGGCCAUCGCUAACGGACAGCGGGCACUGCCCCGGGACGGGCCACUGGACGGACCUGGCCUGGGAGUCUAUAAGCGGUUUGUGCGCUACGUGGCCUACGAGAUCUUGCCCUGCGAGGUGGACCGCCGCUGGUACUUCUCCCGGCACCGCAGCUGCCCGCCCCCUGUGUUCAUGGCCUCGGUCACCCUUGCCCAGAUUGUCGUGUUCCUGUGCUAUGGGGCCCGCCUUAACAAGUGGGUGCUGCAGACCUACCACCCCGAGUACAUGAAGAGCCCCCUGGUGUACCACCCAGGGCACCGCGCACGGGCCUGGCGCUUCCUCACCUACAUGUUCAUGCAUGUCGGGCUGGAGCAGCUGGGGUUCAACGCCCUCCUGCAGCUGAUGAUCGGGGUGCCCCUGGAGAUGGUGCACGGCCUACUCCGCAUCAGCCUGCUCUACCUGGCGGGCGUGUUGGCAGGCUCUCUGACUGUCUCCAUCACGGACAUGCGGGCCCCAGUGGUGGGGGGCUCCGGCGGGGUCUAUGCCCUGUGUUCUGCACAUCUGGCCAACGUCGUCAUGAACUGGGCUGGGAUGAGGUGUCCCUACAAGCUGCUGAGGAUGGUGCUGGCCCUGGUGUGCAUGAGCUCCGAGGUGGGCCGGGCCGUGUGGCUGCGCUUCUCCCCGCCACUGCCCGCCUCGGGCCCGCAGCCCAGCUUCAUGGCGCACCUGGCCGGCGCGGUGGUGGGGGUGAGCAUGGGCCUGACCAUGCUGCGCAGCUACGAGGAGCGCCUGCGUGACCAGUGUGGCUGGUGGGUGGUGCUGCUGGCCUACGGCACCUUCCUGCUCUUCGCCAUCUUCUGGAACGUCUUCGCCUACGACCUGCUGGGCGCCCACAUCCCCCCGCCACCCUGACCCUGCCCUGGGGCCACAGGGCCCGGCCUGGGCACCAGAGGGCCGGCACGUCUGCCUUCCCGAAUGGACACCUCUGGGCUGCUUGUGCCCUUGAGGGCUGGUGGCCUGUGUCUGCUGAACAGAGGCCACGCCUUACUCUUGCCCUGUCCCCUCCCGGCAGGGGAGGGCUGCUGGGCUGGGCUGGGUGGGUGCAGGUCCUUGACGUGGCCCUGGGGAGACCCUGUCCCUCCAUCCCUUUCCCCUCAAGAUUUGCAGUCUGAGCCUUUUUGGAGAAGGAAUAAAUAUUUUACACGGCACCAGGGAGCUGUCCCGGAGCUCUGCAGGCCUGUCUGCUGCCCUCCCAGGGGACAGUGACGCUCUGGGCUUGCUACCUCUGCAGCAGCCUGAGGUGGAACAUGUCCCCACCACUCAAGCCUGUGUCAGUGUGGGUGCUCGUGGGCACCGCCUCCUGGCCAGGUGCGAGUCCAACCGUGCAUGUCGGCAAACAUCCCGUCCUGACAGACUGUAGGCAGAGAUGACACAGCAGGUGGGCAGACUUGUGCCCAGCCUGGGCCCUGUGCUUCUCAGCUGCCCAGUGCCCGUGGGUGGCUGGGCUGGGGCCAAGGUUGGGCAGCAGGCUUGGGCACAGCUCCUGUCCCAUGGCCCAGUUCCACAAGGCGAAGAGCCCACAGCUGAAGUGCUGGCUGCAGGGGGCACAAGGAGUCUGGCUCACCUUGGCUCAAGGCUGUGGCCGCGCCUGUGUCCUGCCGAGGCACAGCAGGUAGCAUCUGAGGAUGUACUGCAUGGCCUGCAGGCUGGGCACUGUGGCCACUGCUUCACCCAACACAACGGCCAUCACCCUGGGAACACCAGCCGCCAGAACUGCUGUGGACAGUGGGGAGACACCACUUGGGGACCCUGCCCCUGAUGGACUGACUCCUGUUCCCAGGAACACGUAGUGUACCUGAGAGUUUGCCCCAGAUAGUUCAGCUGCAGGGACCCUGCCAUCGGCACAUUUCACAGCAUACAAGCCCAGGUCAGCCCAGCAACGCCGAAGCUGUGGCUGAGCCCGCACCCAGGUGCCCAGCUCGGUAACUGCAGCCCGCAAGUCUGGAGGAAGGCGGUGGCCAAACACUGCACCACCAGCUCCUGGGUGUGCAGCUGCACACGAGGCCGGAUGCGAUCCCACUGUAGACCCGUCGGGUUCGAGGGAAGAGUUGCCGGUAGCCCUUGCCAGGGAGGCUCCGCCCACUCCGCUACGUUAACGGGCAGAGGCUCCGCCCCCACGAGGAGCCCCGGCCCCUUCCGCGAGGAUUGUCUGCGUAGGCUCCGCCCGCGGAAAAAGGCCUGCCUCACCCGCGAGGUUGGUCCGCGGAGGCUCCGCCCCCAGGGGAGCCCCGCCUCGCUCAGAGGCCUCGCCGCCGGCCUCCACCCCAGCUCCUCUAGGGUCACGUGCUGU